UUCAGGAGUGAGUGAGCACAAGUGCACAAGACAAUCCCUGGAAUCAAUCAGCCUCCGAGACAAGAGGGCCACCCCCACCUCCCAUUCUGUUUUCUUGGAUUCCUCCCUGUCCUGCCACAGCCCAUAAUUUUUUUUCAAACUCCUGACACUGCCCCCCUCCCAUCUCUCCUCCACCCCCCUAUUAACUCUUCUUCCUCCUUGCCCCCCAUUUGGCCCAUCCGAGCAAGCGACUGCUUGAAUUGCUUCCUGGCUUCCACCCCAAUGUGCCCUAGAGCGACGGCCCAGCACGGCGGCGCGGAGAUGGGGAGAGCGAGCUGUACCAGUUUUGCCGCUGCUAGCGCGCACUCGUUUGGGGAGGAGGAGUACAUCGACCUGGAUCUCAGUUCUUGCGGGGAGUAUGAGUUCCGGGUGUGCCGGACCAACAAAGCGGCGGCUCCCUGCGCGGACGAGCUGCUCUCCCGGGGCAGGCUCCACAAGGUCGCGCCGAGGCCGUCGGGCAAGCCGCUUGAUCCUGACGCCGCCGCGGCCUGCGGCGGCAGCGGCGGCGGCAGGAGGAGCACUGCCACGGUCGCACCGCUGCAGCAGCAUCCGCAAGCCGGGGGGAUUCGCUGUCUGCAGCCGGCUGCGGAGGGCUCCCGGCGGAAGAAGCCCGGCAAGGCGGCUGUGCACGCGAAGCUGCAGGCGUCGCGGGCCUUCUUCCGGUCCCUGUUCGCCAGGACCUCGUGCUCCGACAAGCAGUGCCACCGCGGAAUCGGCGUUCGGUCCGCGAGCACCGGCCGAACGACGAGCGGCAAGGCGGCAUUUGGGCAAAUCAAGAGCAGCUGCUACAGCGUCAGCGGCGGCGGCGCGGCUCCGACCACGCUGAGGAGCAGCAUCGAGCAGGAGAAGCUGAUGGACGAGGAGGAGCUCUCGGCAGCCAGCAGCAGCAGCCGCCAACGGAAGUCCUUCUCUGGCGUGAUCAAGUGGCGUCCGGCAACGGCAACGGGGCCGCCGUCGAAGUCGAACCCCGCGCCGGCUUGGGCGUCGACGACGACGAGGAGGAACUCGUCGGGGGAGCACGGCCCGGCGCUGAAGCGGAGCAGCAGCUGCCGGUCGGAGUCGGAGGGGCUCAUCCAGGGCGCCAUCGCCUACUGCAAGCGGUCGCAGCAGCAGCGCGUGCUCGCCAGGAAGAGCGUCAGCGACGCCGCCCUCUGCUCCUCCCGGCCCUCCUAGGUCCUAGCCAACUCAGCUCAGCCGUACUGUGUAGUCCCCAUAGACUAGGACGUGUGCAUGCAAAAAUUGUCUGGAAAAUGAUCACCACAACAAUAAUGUGAAGUGCCUCUUUCUUUCCCUGUACCA
Brachypodium distachyon (stiff brome) is the source of this 1338-nucleotide messenger RNA. RefSeq lists its product as uncharacterized. Gene Ontology annotation, molecular function: kinase inhibitor activity. NCBI's taxonomy places the organism in Eukaryota, Viridiplantae, Streptophyta, Magnoliopsida, Poales, Poaceae. The transcript has a single exon. Gene Ontology annotation, cellular component: plasma membrane. The record is from RefSeq and is a predicted model, not a curated record. The coding region runs from base 262 to 1212 and encodes 316 amino acids.